AUGAAUUAUCAAUAAAGAGAUUAUUAUUUUUAUGAACUAGAUUUAGUUGAUUCGAUAUUUUGUUGUUGUUUUUUUUUAUAAAAAUCUUUAGAAAUGAUAAUUAUUAGUAUCUAAAUUAAAACUAGUGCUCUUUAUUAUUAUUGUAGAUAAUCGGUAAAACCAUUUUUCUUUUAACAACUGCGCAUGAUGAAAGAAUUAUUUUUAUACUAGAACAUAUUCUACCCAAAAAAGAAAUUAGCAACUAUUUUACUGAAGACUGUUUAAAUCCUUUAAUUUCGAAUACAAUUAGAUUUCUACAUAACAAUAAACCAUGAAAUCAUUCUCGAACUACUUAAACCAUUGAUGUAAGAGAUAUAUAGAUAGUAUGAGUCGAUAACUUUAUGAUAUAUUUAUUUUUCGAUUGAUCGUGAAAAAUAGCCCUAGGAAAAAAUGAAUCUGAUAAAAACUAGACACAUUAUUAGUUUUUACUCGAACUUUCUCAUCAGUUAAACCGCAAGAUUUUAUCAUCAGUUUUGACUGUUAUAAUUACCUUGAAAAUACAGAAGAUUUUUGUAUUAUCAGAAUACAUAUACUAAUAUUAAUGGAUUAUUUAAUUUUUAAACAAUAAAAUAAUAAUAGCUUGAUUUUCGUUAUAUGAUAUAAAUAGAAAAUAUAUGCUUGUAUGUUUCUUUUUAUUUUAGUCCAACCAACAUUAGAUGUUUUACAAAAAGCUCGUUUAAAUAUCGAAAAUCAUUUGAAAGAUUCAAAUUCAAAUAAUAUGCCACCCGGUAGUGCUCAAUCACAUCAUCGUCGACGUCAUCAUCAUCGUACAAAUAAUCAAGAUUAA
This is a messenger RNA of Adineta steineri, 826 nucleotides long. The record is from the annotation of a GenBank genome assembly. NCBI's taxonomy places the organism in Eukaryota, Metazoa, Rotifera, Eurotatoria, Adinetida, Adinetidae.